UACACCAGAGAAUACGGCUGUACACGAUGAACACUAAACAGUGCGCACGUGUAGUGUCCACACCCGAUCUGCGUGCUGCAGCUCACGAACUUCAGCCGAUCUUUGACGACUAAACAAACGGAACCAGUUGGUGUUCGUGCGCUGGUGCAGAGGUGAAGUUGUUGUAUGUCUUUGAGAUUGAUGAAGACUCAGAGUGUGUGUGAAGUGCACACUUGCACAAGUUUACAGUUUCGGUGUGCGCUCCAAACACAGCGAUGAUUUUAAAGAAACUUCCGGUCAAAUCAUCAGUGUUGAUCCUGCGCGCCGGGCUCAGACGGGUCCACUCGGUUCCGCCGCAGCCGGUUCCUCCUCUCGAGCAAACGCUGCGGCGAUACCUGCGGGUUCUCGAGCCGCUCUUACCCGCCGAUGAGCUCGACCACACCCGCAAGAUCGUGCAGAAGUUCGGCAGUCCCGGAGGUUUGGGUGAAAAACUGCAGAAAGAGCUGAUGAAACGAGCCAAACAUUCACACAACUGGAUGUCAGACUGGUGGGUACAGUGGGCUUAUCUGGAGUGCAGGCAGCCCUUGGCAGUUCACUCAAACCCGGCCAUCUCACUGCCCAAACGAGACUUCACAGAUUGGAGAGGUCAACUAGUGUUUGCAUCAAAGCUCAUAGCAGGAGUGUUGGAUUUUAAAGCAAAGGUGGACAGCGGUGGGCUGGCGGUGGAGUAUAUGCGGGGUCAGGCGUUAUGUAUGGAGUUGUAUCCACAGCUCUUCUCAUCGUGUCGUGUUCCAGGACCCAAACACGAUCAUGUGAUUCAUUACGGUCGUCCGCGCCGCGGCCCUGCUCACAUUACUGUGGUCAGGAACUAUCAGUUUUUUCAGCUGGAUGUGUAUAACAGUGAUGGAACAGCAUUGACAGAGAGUCAGAUUCAUUCUCAGCUGCUGCGGGUUCGCUCACAGUCAUGGAAAACCGAUAAAGAGCCGGUGGGGAUUCUGACCAGCGAGCAUCGGCACACCUGGGGUCAGGCUUACACCCGUCUGCUGCGAGAUAAAAUCAAUAAAGAGUCUGUGAGACUGAUCGAGAAAUCUCUCUUCACUCUGUGUCUGGAUUCUCCUGUCAUGAGGAUUUCAGAUGAGAAGUAUUCUAGUCGAAUGGCGGCACAGAUCUUACACGGGGGCGGGACUUAUUCCAACAGUGGAAACCGCUGGUUUGAUAAGACACUCCAGUUUGUAGUGGGUGAGGACGGCUCAUGGGGUCUUCUGUAUGAACACGCCACAGCCGAGGGUCCGCCCAUAUCAACACUGCUGGAUCACAUUCUACACUGCUGUCAGAAACCGGAGCGGGUACGAGCUCCUUUAGUACCUCUGGCCAUGCCAAAGAAACUCUACUUCUACAUCGACUCUGACAUUAAAUGGGACAUUGAGAUGGCCAAACAAAACCUGGAUAUUCUCAUCAACGAUCUGGACAUCAAAUGUUUUAACUUCCAGCGGUUUGGAAAAGAGUUCAUCAAACAGAUCAACCUGAGUCCAAACUCCUUCAUUCAGGUGGCCAUACAGCUGGCGUACUACAGGGUUCACAGUGAAGUUUGUGCGGCUUGUGACAUCGCCUCUCUGCGGAUGUUCAGAGGAGGACGCACAGAUUACAUCCGCUCUCCGACCAAUCAGAUGCUGAGCUUCAUACAGGCCUUUGAUGAUGACUCUGUGUCUAGAGAAGUUAAAGUGGAUCUCCUGAGAGAAGCUGUUGAUGCGUACAGCGUCCUCACAGAACAGGCACUGAUGGGACAGGCCGUUGACCGUCAUCUGUUGGCUCUCAAACUUCAAGCCAUCCAGGAGGGACUGAGUGUGCCCAGAAUAUUCAUGGACACGGCGUAUGGUCUGGCCACUCACUGGAAACUCAGAACAGGACAGGUGCCCACUAACACGGACAGUGUGAUGUGUUUCGGGCCGCUGGUUCCAGAUGGAUAUGCAGUGUGUUAUAAUCCACAGCAAGAUCACUUCCACUUCUCCAUCACUGCCUUCAACUGCUGUGAGGAAACAAACGCUGAGAAACUGUCUGUGAUGCUGGAGCGGUCGCUCUGUGCUCUUCAGAUGUUAGUUCAGCCUCCUCUAUAGAAGCAGAAACAUCGUGUAAUGAUGAUGACGACGGGUCAUCUCUGAAAAAGGAAAUUUGUUUGUCUGGUUUGUCAAAUCUUUUCAAGUUUUUUUUCGGCCAGAUAUUUCACUAUGACAUUUGUGUGUAAAAUGACAAACAGUGUUAUAUAACUGUUACAUCUCCUGAAUAAAACUCUGUGUUUGUCAUUCGGUGAUAAUCGAGUGA
This is a messenger RNA of Triplophysa rosa, 2298 nucleotides long. It is a transcript of the gene cratb, whose product is annotated as carnitine O-acetyltransferase b. Bases 255 to 2093 code for a protein of 612 amino acids. Gene Ontology annotation, cellular component: peroxisome. The transcript is spliced from 15 exons. The record is from RefSeq and is a predicted model, not a curated record. Gene Ontology annotation, biological process: carnitine metabolic process, CoA-linked. NCBI's taxonomy places the organism in Eukaryota, Metazoa, Chordata, Actinopteri, Cypriniformes, Nemacheilidae. Gene Ontology annotation, molecular function: carnitine O-acetyltransferase activity.